AUGACGAAGCCAGUCGUCGUACCGGCCCACGGCGAUGGUGCGCCCGUGUCUGGCCCCAGUGAGGCCGCGGUGACGGUCAUUGACGUAGAAGCGGAGGAGGAGAAGGAAGAGGAGGCGCAGACGGCGAGAGGGGAGGAGGGUCCAAACAAAGCCGCUGAGACGGUGCGUCGGCGCGACCCCAACAAGAUAGAUCCCCCAUUAGGGCAGCAGCAGGAACCUCUUCCACGCGGGGAGAGGUUGGCGAAACGGAUGCUGACGUUACAACGAUGGGAACUGCCCGCGUUGGUUCCCUCGCCGACAAGGAGAAGUAAGCAUGAAAGAAGAAUUUCUGGCGGUAACAGCCGAAGUCCAGUGGGAGUGGCCCACAACGCGCGACAGAAUGAGCUACUGUUGUCGCCCCCUAGGCCUUACUUGGAAAGGCCCGAGCAGCAGCUUGAACUUUACCAUUCGUUGCAGAAGCGCAAGUUUGUGACGCUGCAUGAGGAACUGCAUCACCUCCGCAUGAGCCACGUCCACGCACAAAAAACCCUUCGACUCCGAGGUGAGGAAGUCAAACGUUUGCGUAGAGAAUUGGAGGAAAAAACGAGGGAGAUUGAGCGGCUGAAGUCACUCAUUGCUGUGCUUCGGAAGGCGCACCAUCAGGCAAAUGGAUCGGUUGCCGAGACGGACGCCGUUGAGAGUGCCGGCCCCGCAACGGUGUCACCCUCGUUGGCGCUUUUUGCGGCCACAGCCGCGGAUGGUGUUGGUGGUGGACGCGGAGCGGAAGCAAGGCUGUUGCUACAGCUUCGUCAGAACAUCGCGUCCCGUGACACGAUUAUCAGCGAUCUUCGCAUGGAGCUGAGUGCACUCCGUCAAGCGAAGAAGGAGGCUGAUGAGAAAGUAAAUAAACUAACGGCAGAAGUGGCUGAGAUGCAUGCGCGCUGUGAGAAGUUAUCUGCCGAAUUGGGUGUUAAGGACAAAACUAUUGAGGAACUUGAGAAGCGCUGUGCUGGCGCCCAAAUGUCAGAGGUGAACGGCGGUAUUGGAAAAAGUGGUAAUGAUAAUAGCGAUGUCACGAGCAGUUCCGACGUUCUAGCGCUCCGGCAGAAGCUUGAAGAGUACCGCCUACAUCACCGAGCGGCAGAUGAUGUGAUUGAAGGAAUUCAGCAGCAGCUUCAACGAAUAGAGGCGAUGGGUUUGUGUGUGCCACAUUGUAACAGCACAGGGAAACGUCCGUCGCAGCAGGAGGAAGGCUUACGCGGCGAGCUGAUGCACCUCCGACAGUGUCUGGAUAGAGAAGAGGAGACCCGAGCUGAGUCGGAGCGUUUGUGGCGCCGAAGUCAUGAGGCCGAUCUUCGCAUGCUGGAGACCGAGUUGUGCAGCACAAAGGCAGAAGCAGAGGCAUACAAGCGGGAGGUGGCACGGAUGCAGAAGCAAAUCGCGACUGCGGGAUUUAUGGAGGCGCAACUGCAGGCUGCUCGCAACGAGAAUGACGCCCUGCAGCAACGUGUGUGUGAGCUGCGAGAGGAGAAUAUUGCCCAGUCCUCACGUGAAAAGGAGCUUUUGCAUGAGCUGCGCUCCACGAAGGAAGCGCACGACCGCCGUGAGGAGGAGGUGUCAUCGCUUCAGCGUCGACUGAGGAAUUCAAAGGAAAACGAAGAUAGGCUGCGAGAGGACGUUGAAAUGUUGGAAGGGAGACUACGUGCGGUGGAGCGUGGGCUCUCCGAUGCGCCUCCGCCGUAUGAACUUAUCAGUUAUGCGGCGCUCAUGAAACUGAACGCGGAUCUUCAGGAACGGCUGAAGACGUUGGAAACGGAACCGCAAAAGGCGAAGAAGACACCGCCAUUAGUCAACGCAACCGAUGAUGUGACUUUGUUGGAAGCAGGCGGUGACAUUGCGAUGGAGCCUGUCGCACGAGCCACCGUGGAGGAGGAGGGACCGAAUGCACGGAUGGAACAAGGUGGAGCAUGUCUCCACGGUGUGCCAGCACAGUCUGCCACAUCAAUUGCACCGAGUGAGCCGUUGCAGGUGAAGCUUAAAGAUGUUCACGACGCCUACAGGACGCCUUCACACCGCUUGGAUGAAGUCUCCCUAGAACUGGUGAGCCCCGAGCAAUGCGGGGCCGUCAGUGCAGAGAGCACGAAGAGGGUCAACAAGGAAGCAGGGAAAGCCCACUGUAAGUCUGCCAUUCGCAGCCGUUUGCAGGAUGUACAAUGGCAUGCCAUAAUGACAGCGGAUGGUUCAGAUGCCACUGAUAAGCUGCGGGCAGAAGUCUCUCGCCUGCGUAAGUGUCUUAAAACGUGCGAAGAAGAGUUGGAGCAAACGCGGAUGGAGCUUGAGGCUACAAAGUUGGAGCUUGACAACGCGCGGCGGCAGCAGGUGGCAUACAAUGGACCUACACAGGGUGUUGGUGAGCGCAAAGUCUCUUCGUUGCGUGCGGCUCGCAUGGAGCUGGAACAUUGGCGGCAGCUGGCGGUCGAGCAUGAGUCGGCCUUGGUGGAGCUGAAGAAAAGAUAUGAGGGACUGAAGAUUGCCAUCGCAUCCUUGCAGGAAUCAACACAAGUGUCCCCUAACACAUCUGCUCCUGUAUCGGCAUUCGUGCUCCCUGACUGGGUGGCCUGCAACGAUGAACACAUCAUAGAGGAAGCGCUACGCGAUGAAACGGCGCGUAUAGAUGAGGACAUGAACAAACUGCGUCGUGAACUGCACACAAUGAGAAAGGAUCGGGACCAUUGGAUGGCAGUGGCAACGGGUCUAUCAAAGCCAGCCUAG
This is a messenger RNA of Trypanosoma cruzi, 2751 nucleotides long. RefSeq lists its product as uncharacterized. Lineage: Eukaryota; Euglenozoa; Kinetoplastea; Trypanosomatida; Trypanosomatidae. Bases 1 to 2751 code for a protein of 916 amino acids. The transcript has a single exon. The record is from RefSeq and is a predicted model, not a curated record.